Seriola dumerili (greater amberjack) is the source of this 1254-nucleotide messenger RNA. Its product is annotated as C-type lectin domain family 4 member M-like. Bases 140 to 970 code for a protein of 276 amino acids. The record is from RefSeq and is a predicted model, not a curated record. NCBI's taxonomy places the organism in Eukaryota, Metazoa, Chordata, Actinopteri, Carangiformes, Carangidae. The transcript has 9 exons.
GUGUGUCAGAGCUUCUACAAAAGACAACUUGCUGAAAAAUGAGGAAGAACGAGUGUGAAACAUAAAAGAAGUUCCUGAUCACAGACUAGCACCAUUUGUCCUUUCAGCACCACCUUCAUCACUUUCCAAGGGCUGAAAUAUGGAGACGAUAAUCUAUGAAAACGAAUCUGCAAUGUCUAUGGUAUUUGAAAACCUCCAUGAUGCCACAGUCAGGGUUGUUGUAUCAAAGAGCCGCUCUGGAGAAGACAGUCAAGUUCCUGCUGCAGCACCUGAAAAAGAAGACGAGGUAAUGAAGAGGGAACACCAAACCUCAGGAGUAAAACUGUACGGACUGGUUGCUGUGAGCUUUGGACUCCUGUGUAUCCUGCAAGUGACUCUCAACAUUUUCCUGCAUCUUGCUCUCUUUGCAGAUACUGAGGCCAGAUUCAAAAACCUGACUGAAGAGAGAGAAGAGCUGGAGAGGAAAAUGAAUAUCUCUGAUUCACAGUAUCAUUCCCUGACUGAAGAGAGGGAUGAGUUGAAGAAGAGACUGAAAAACUUUGAGUCACAGUAUAAUUCCCUGACUGAAGAGAGUGACAAGUUGAAGAGGAGACUGAAAAAUGGAUGGCUGUAUUUCAGCGGUAGUCUCUAUUACAUUUCUUCUAACGAGAAAACCUGGCAAGAAAGUAGAAAAGACUGUCUUCAAAAAGAUGCAGACCUGAUUAUUAUAAACAACAAAGAAGAACAGAAUUUCAUGCGAGAAUUCAAGAAGUACUUGUGGAUUGGACUCACUGACAUAGAGACGGAGGGGAAAUGGAAAUGGGUGGAUGGGACUCCACUGACAAGAAGCUUCUGGGGUUCUAAGGAGCCAAAUGGUAAAACACUUGAAAACUGUGGGCAAAUUAAACAUCCUGAUUCGGAAAACAACUGGAAUGAUGAAAGAUGCUCCAAUCCACACUACUGGAUCUGUGAAGAAAAAUUUUCUCCAUAAUUGCAUCCAAACCUGCCAGACAAUACAGAAAACAGGACAAAAAGGGUGGAUUUCUCAAUUUCAGCUGAACAGAGGAAAAGAUUUAAUCACUUUGUUAUUUUUUCAGUUUGAACAUGAACAUAAUUUUCAUCAUUUGUUGGCUUAGUAUCAGUGUAGUGUCAAAUGUUCUCUGCACUGUAGGGAAAGUGACCACUUAUGUAAAACCAAUAUACAACUAGGGUCACUGCUUUGCUGCAAAAAAGGGAAUACUGUAAUACAUAUGCUUUGAUUCCUCUUUAAAUAAA